Molecule: messenger RNA, 811 nt
Organism: Sclerotinia trifoliorum
Lineage: Eukaryota; Fungi; Ascomycota; Leotiomycetes; Helotiales; Sclerotiniaceae
Source: the annotation of a GenBank genome assembly
UUCAAACCAAAGACGCCGCAACCUACAUUCUUUCAAACCGAAGUCCGUCGUUUAUCUGUCUAUAGAUCCUUCACAAAAUCGAAAAUAAUCAACUUCUACUCCACAAUUAUCCUUCAUCGUCUAUCUAGCGCAUCAUCCUGCAUUGAAAUCAGCUAAUUAAGCAUCAUUACUACCGCGUUCCAACAAAUCUGCCCCUCGCUUAUUCGCACCGCCAAGUCUCCUUCCUGUUACCGAGAAUCGUGUCGGCCACUGAAUCUUCUGCUGCUGGAUCUUCUAGUGUCGGCCCUAGAUCUGCCGAACCUUUCGUUAACAAUGGGAAGAAUGAGAAGAAAUAUCCUAAACACCCAAUGUCCCGUAGGUCAUUGACAUAAUCCGUUAUAGUGAAAGCAGCUGAAAUUGAUCAAAUACGCCCAGAUUUGGUAAAGUUCGCAGGCCGCAAGCCUGAAGAUCCAAAUUGACAGAUGGAAAGAGGAGCAUUGAAGGACCGUCUUACGAUAUUAAACCUAUCCCUUGAAGCAGUACUGAAAGAAAACAAUGCGCGGUAUGAUAAGUCCCACGGGCAUUUCAAAAGUUCGCAAGUGCCUCAGAGGAGGGUGAAAAAUAACAUCAGGAAGGAUAUUUCUAACUUGAAACGGCAAGUGGAGAGGGUGAAAGCAGAUGCCAAAGAUGUUGACAUCUGGCUAAAUCAAAUUUACACUAACCGAAUUCGCGAAUAUCCGACCUAUGAACAACAGGCGCACAAAGUUGCUCAGGAAGGAAUAGCAAAGAUGAAUGAAGGAGGGGAAUAGCCCGUGGAAUGUUAAAAAGUGAU